Symbiodinium natans is the source of this 1359-nucleotide messenger RNA. Lineage: Eukaryota; Dinophyceae; Suessiales; Symbiodiniaceae. The record is from the annotation of a GenBank genome assembly.
AUGGGCAUGUACCCCGGAGAUCCAGGCAACCCAGGUGGCGACUGCGCAGGCACCGUGUGCUCUGUGGGAGGUGGUCAGAAGGAAGCAGCUGGCCUCCGACCUGGUCAUGACGUCUUCGGCAUUGCGUGGGGCUGCCUUCAGACGUACGCUUGCACCGAAGCCCUUCUCCUGGCACCCAAGCCAAAGGCAUGGUCAUUCGAGCAGAUGGCAGCAUGGUCCGUGACGUUUGCUACGACGGAGGAGGCAUUUCAGGAGCUGGCGCCGGUGAAGAAGGGCGAGCGUGUGCUGAUCCAUGCGGCCACAGGUGGUGUGGGCUUGGUCGCCGUGCAGUUUGCCCAGCGUGUCGGUGCCACCAUCUUCGCCACAGCUGGAAGCCCGAACAAGGUGCAGCACUUGCGCGACAUGGGUGUUAAGUACAUUACCAGCAGCCGUGAUGUCAAGAAGUUCGAGGAGGACAUGAAGGCCUUCCUGAAGCAGGACGGUGCCACCGGUGUGGAUGUGGUCCUGAACUCCCUGAGCCACGAUGACUACAUUCCGAAGUCACUGGGCUUCCUCUCGAAGGGCGGGCGAUUCAUGGAGAUUGGAAAGAGGCUCAUCUGGAGCCAUGACCAGAUGAACCGUGAACGCCCGGAUGUGCAAUAUGAGAAGAUUGCCAUGGAUUGGGUCAUGGAGUUCCAGCCGGAGCGCUACAACAUGCUCAUGAGGCGGCUCGUGUCUCAAAUCGAGCAGGGCUGGUGGAAGGAGGUGCCCCUGACGCUUUACGAGGGCCUGACCUCCGGCAUCGAUGCCUUGCGCUACCUGCAGCGAGCCCAGCAGAUCGGCAAGGUCGUCCUGACACAGCCUUCGCGGAUGGAUUGUCAGGAAGACGGCUCGUAUGUCCUGAGCGGUGGCGUGGGCGCGCUUGGCCUCGUGACGACCAAGAUGAUGGUGGAGGAAGGUGCCAAGUCUGUGGUGCUCCUCUCUCGGCGCGGCGUGGUCGGCGACGACCUCAAAGCCAUGUGGGAGAAGCUGCAGGAGUUUGACGUGGAGCUCCUCGUCAAGCCCUGCGACGUUGCCAGCUUGAGCGAUGUGCAAGAGCUCACUACCAAUCUCUCGACCAGUUCAAAGUACAGGGUGAGGGGUUUCAUCCACCUCGCCGCAGUGCUGGACGACGCCACCCUACCCAAGCUGACACGAAAGCAUCUGGAGCGCGCUUAUGGUGCAAAGGUCUGGGGCGCCCGGCACCUGCACCUGUGCCUCCAGUCGAAAGCUUCGGCGUUGGACUUUGCCAUCCUCUUCUCCUCGACUUCUGCCCUCCUCGGCUCGCCCGGCCAGGCCGCAACAUGUCGCAGGGGGCAUCUUCAAGUUCUGCCUGAAUAA